CAGCACCGCCGGUGGGCACCGCCUCCACCGCAGCCGCGCUCGGCCCCGCUCGGUCCGGAGCAGCCCGGAGCACCGGGCACGGCGGCUUUACCGAGCACCGGUACAGCGCCGCUGUGUCCGGGCACGAAGAAGCCCCGGGGAAAAUCAACACCCCGUCCCACCGGAGGAGCCCUUGUGGCCCCGGUGCAGAGAUGGACACCUUCAGCACCAAGAGCUUGGCCCUGCAGGCCCAGAAGAAGCUCUUGAGCAAAAUGGCUUCCAAGACUGUGGCCAAUGUCUUCAUUGAUGACACAAGCAGCGAGAUCUUGGACGAGCUUUACCGAGCCACAAAGGAGUACACCCACAAUCGCAAAGAGGCCCAGAAGAUCAUCAAAAACCUCAUCAAGAUUGUGAUGAAGCUGGGUGUGCUGUACCGCAAUGGGCAGUUCAGCCCUGAGGAGCUGCUGGUGAUGGAGCGCUUCCGCAAGAAGGUGCAUACCUUGGCCAUGACAGCAGUCAGCUUCCACCAGAUAGACUUUACCUUUGACCGCAGGGUCAUGUCAAGUGUGCUGACAGAGUGCCGGGACCUCCUGCACCAGGCUGUCAGCAGCCACCUGACGGCUAAGUCACACUCCCGCAUCAACCACGUCUUCAACCACUUUGCAGAUUAUGAGUUCCUCUCGGCCCUCUAUGGGCCAGCUGAGCCCUACCGCACCCACCUGAAGAGGAUCUGCGAAGGUGUCAACAAGAUGCUGGAGGAGGACAACAUAUGAAGCCAUUGGUGGCAACGUAACUCUGCAUCCUGUUACCUGUGAGCCUGAGGACAGGACAUGCGGCCAUUCUGGUGAUGGCAGGGCUUUGUCCUCUGUGAUGCUAACUCUAUCAUUUUCUCCUCUUUAUAUAAAAGACUGAACCUCCUGAGUUUGUCUGUCCCUUGCCCAGGAUCUGCAAACUUUGCUCCUGGCUGAAUCCUUUGCAGGUCCUCCAGGGCUUCUGGCUCACUGGGCUCCUGCUGUACAUUCUUUUUCCUUUGUCCAUAAAGUGCUCUUUACUCCAAGGAACUGGCCACAACUGGAUUCCCCACUUAGAACUUGAUUGUAAUCCUCCUAUAAAAGACAAACAAAAGACUGGCAGUGUGCAGCACCAAUCCAAGCAGAUGGGCAGCCGCUUGGUGAGAGGUGUGAUACCAUUAUCAUGGCUCUAUUUUGGCAAGGUUCCAGAAGCCCCAUGACACAGUGGGAGCCAGCCAUGCUCCAGGCUUACACUGCCCAGCUUAGGAGGGUACUUCUGUGCCCUGCUGGCUCGAAGGGGUUUUGGCCUCCCAAAGACAAGUGCCGGCAACCAGAAAGAUCCCCAAAUGCAUGGGUGAGCAGCAGUCCCUCAGGGCUGGAAGCACCCUGGUGGCCUCAUGUUCUUCUUCAUCCUGGGCUCAGCUGGGAUUCCCCAACAGCCUCCUGUGGACUUUAUCACUGUGAUCACUCAGAUGCCUUCCUUUGUCCCGAGUAUUUCACACAUUUGACGUGUCCUGGAGUGAGUUCUAAUUGUUAUUUUUUACAAAACUCUGUAGCCCCGAUGAGUUAUUUAAUUAAACUCAACUGGUUUGGC
Coturnix japonica (Japanese quail) is the source of this 1584-nucleotide messenger RNA. It is a transcript of the gene TIPE1, whose product is annotated as TNF alpha induced protein 8 like 1. Lineage: Eukaryota; Metazoa; Chordata; Aves; Galliformes; Phasianidae. Gene Ontology annotation, cellular component: cytoplasm. The record is from RefSeq and is a predicted model, not a curated record. Gene Ontology annotation, biological process: negative regulation of TOR signaling; regulation of apoptotic process.